AUGGAAGAAGAUGCUUCAAGCAUGAUUUCAAGUGCCAAUAAAAUGAAUGCAACAGCAGAAACUUCAGAUUCAAACAACACUUACUACACUUUGCUUGGAUGCAAGCGCAUGAGACACGAAAACAAUAAUAAUGCCUCCUCCUUAGCGAAAUUCAAAGGGGUUGUUCCUCAGCAGAAUGGACAUUGGGGUGCACAGAUAUAUGCCAAUCACCAGAGAAUUUGGCUUGGGACAUUUAAAUCUGAAAAGGAGGCAGCUAUGGCUUAUGAUAGCGCGGCAAUCAAGCUUCGUAGUGGGGAUUCACAUAGAAAUUUUCCAUGGACUGAAAGGACAGCUCAGGAGCCUGAAUUUCAAAAACAUUAUAGCACAGAAGCAGUGCUAAAUAUGAUCAGGGAUGGUUCUUAUCCAUCCAAAUUUGCUGCUUUUUUACGUACUCAAUCUCAAAGCAAAGAUAUGGGAUUUAGUCUCAAGCAAGCAAAGGUGCAUGGUGAUGGACAAUUUUCAUGUAGCCAACUUUUUCAAAAGGAAUUGACACCAAGCGAUGUAGGUAAGCUUAAUAGACUUGUUAUUCCAAAAAAAUAUGCUGUGAGAUACUUUCCUUACAUUUGUGAAAGUAUGGAAGAUAAUGCUGCUGCUGCUGCUGCUGAUGGUAAUGGUGUCGAUGACAUUGAGUUAGUAUUUUAUGACAAGUUAAUGAAGUCAUGGAAAUUUCGAUAUUGUUAUUGGAGGAGUAGCCAAAGUUUUGUGUUCACAAGAGGUUGGAAUAGAUUUGUGAAGGAGAAAAAAUUGAAGGCAAAUGAUAUAAUCACAUUUUAUAGUUGUGAACGUGGUGAAAAGGCAAAAGAGGGUGAAACAUUUUGUUUAAUUGAUGUAAUCUAUAAUGGGGGAGAGAGCAAGAAUUGUUUGGUUGAGGGGGUGAAUGAAGUUCAGCUGGAAUUGGAUUUAAAUUUGGGGAAAAUGUUCACCUAUAAAAUGGAUGAGGAUGACAAAAAAUUCAAGGAAGAGAAGAUUUUGAGUGUACUGGAUCCAAUUCAAAAAGUGGAUGACAAAGGUUUUAGGCUCUUUGGUGUAAAUAUCAACUGA
Quercus robur (English oak) is the source of this 1080-nucleotide messenger RNA. RefSeq names its product AP2/ERF and B3 domain-containing transcription factor At1g51120. NCBI's taxonomy places the organism in Eukaryota, Viridiplantae, Streptophyta, Magnoliopsida, Fagales, Fagaceae. The record is from RefSeq and is a predicted model, not a curated record. The transcript has a single exon. Gene Ontology annotation, molecular function: DNA binding; DNA-binding transcription factor activity. Gene Ontology annotation, biological process: regulation of DNA-templated transcription. The coding region runs from base 1 to 1080 and encodes 359 amino acids.